AUGGGGGAUCAUGUCGCGGUGGAUGUUGGGGAGCUCGUAGCGUCCCGAGUCGGUGAGGCAGCCGGGUUGGUGUCCGGCGGCAAGGAGGAAACGGAGGCGCUGAUUGGGAUGGUGGAGUGCCGCAUUUGCCAAGACGAGGACCUCGCAAAGAACCUCGAGAGCCCCUGCGCUUGCAGCGGCAGCCUCAAGUAUGCUCACAGGGAAUGUGUGCAGCGUUGGUGCAAUGAGAAAGGAGAUAUAACCUGUGAAAUCUGCCAUGAGUCGUACAAGCCUGGUUACACUGCCCCAACCCAGGUGCAUCAUGAUGAAACUACCAUAGAGAUAAGUGGUGGAGAUUGGACCAUCUCUGGCAACCGUUUGGAUUUACAUGAUGCUAGAAUAUUGGCAAUGGCUGCUGCUCAAGACCGUUUACUUGAAGAUGAGUAUGAUGAAUAUAUUGGAACAAACAACAAUGCUGCUGCGUUUUGCCGCUCUAUAUUUCUGAUUUUGAUGGCCCUUCUGCUCCUGAGGCAUACACUGACCAUUACUAACAGUGAUGAUGAAGAUGACGCAUCUGCUAUUUUCUCGCUAUUUCUUUUGAGAGCAGCUGGAUUUUUGCUGCCAUGCUACAUUAUGGCUUGGGCUAUUAGUAUCAUGCAGCGUCAAAGACAAAGACAGGAAGAAGCAAUGCUAUUGCCAACGGAAGUGGCGAUCAUUCUGCACCGGAACGGAAGAACAAUGCAAUUUGCGGUGGCACCACCAGAAUCUCCUACCUCACCUCAGCCCGAGCCAAACCAAUAG
This is a messenger RNA of Miscanthus lutarioriparius, 780 nucleotides long. The record is from the annotation of a GenBank genome assembly. Lineage: Eukaryota; Viridiplantae; Streptophyta; Magnoliopsida; Poales; Poaceae.